UAAGCUAGUGAAGAUUUUUCGCCAUCAUGUGGCAUUACGUCAAGUUGCUCGCCUUGUUUAAUCCCUGAUUUUCGCGUAAUGCGAGUGCUUAAUAUAAAUCUGGGCCAGCAGCCAAGCAAAGUCUCGCGGCAAGAGAGGCUUCGUUCGUUCUUUGCUUCUUCUUUCUAGCUUUGCUUCUGGCGAUGGAGCUUACGAAGUUCCUUCUGGUCUUUGGAGCCUGCUGCCUCGCCGCUGUGAUCCAGUUCUUGCCAGGAGCGCAGGCCGCCCAAGUAGUUUGCACUGCAAACCCGAACCGCUGGUGCUUCGAUCUCGUCCUUCCCUGUCCCAGGAGGUGUCCCAAUCAAUGCAGCGUCAAUUGCAACGCUUGCUCCACUAGCUGCGAUGUCCGGAGGUGUAACAGGCCAGGAUCGGUCUGCCAGGACCCCCGCUUCGUCGGUGGCGAUGGAAGCGUCUUCUACUUCCACGGCAAGAGGGACCAGGACUUCUGCAUUGUCUCCGACGCCAAUCUCCACGUAAACGCCCACUUCAUCGGAAAGUCCAAGAGCGGCCCGGGCCUCAAGCGCGACUUUACGUGGGUGCAGUCGCUGGGAAUCCUGUUCGGAGACCACCCAGCUCAGCUCGGUGCCAGAACGUUGCAACUUGGGACGACUCCGUCGAUUACUCGAGCUCCAGCUCGAUGGCAGCGCGUUAGAGACAGCUUCACACUCAAGGCUAGAGUUGUACCUGUGACUCAAGCCGACUCCAAAGUUCACCGCUACGGGAUCACCCCGGACAACUGCUUCGCACAUCUCGAUGUCAGCUUCGAGUUCCACAAGCUGUCCGGCAACGUUGCUGGAGUUCUCGGGCAGACUUACGCGCCCGGUUACAAGAGCCGAGUGAACUCCAGCUUGCCAAUGCCGAUCAUGGGAGGCUACAAGGAGUAUCUCACGUCUGGCCUCCUGAAUCCCGACUGCCCUGUGUCGAGGUUCGGCGUGGCUGCAGUUGAAAGCUCGAAGUUUUCCUUCCCUGCAGUGACCUGUGGGACGGACAACAAAGGCUUCUCGUGCCGUCGCUAG
Selaginella moellendorffii is the source of this 1055-nucleotide messenger RNA. RefSeq lists its product as uncharacterized. Bases 183 to 1055 code for a protein of 290 amino acids. Lineage: Eukaryota; Viridiplantae; Streptophyta; Lycopodiopsida; Selaginellales; Selaginellaceae. The record is from RefSeq and is a predicted model, not a curated record. The transcript is spliced from 3 exons.